Messenger RNA from Trachymyrmex cornetzi, 1474 nucleotides. RefSeq names its product Carbonic anhydrase-related protein A (gene CARPA). The transcript has 9 exons. NCBI's taxonomy places the organism in Eukaryota, Metazoa, Arthropoda, Insecta, Hymenoptera, Formicidae. Gene Ontology annotation, molecular function: zinc ion binding; carbonate dehydratase activity. The record is from RefSeq and is a predicted model, not a curated record. The annotation marks the transcript as partial. Gene Ontology annotation, biological process: one-carbon metabolic process.
UCUCUGUUUACAGAAUCCGAAGCCAGUUGGGAGGAAUGGUGGACCUACGAUGGUAUUUCUGGACCUUCGUUUUGGGGUUUGAUAAAUCCGCAGUGGUCUCUUUGCACCAAAGGAAGGCGGCAGAGUCCCAUCAACAUCGAGCCGGACAAGUUGCUUUUCGAUCGUCACUUGAGACCGGUGCACGUCGACAAACACAGGAUUUCCGGACACUUACAUAAUACUGGGCAAUUCCUGGUAUUCAGAGCAGACAGGGAGGCGAAGAUACGAGUCAAUAUAACGGGUGGUCCUCUCGCCUAUCACUAUCAGUUCGAAGAAAUAUAUAUUCACUACGGAAUGGACGAUGGUCAUGGUUCCGAGCAUCGUAUUAAUAACUAUGCUUUUCCCGCCGAAAUACAAGUCUAUGGCUUUAACGCCGAACUGUAUCACAACAUGAGCGAGGCACAGCAUAAAAGUCAGGGGCUGGUGGCGAUCUCGUUAAUGGUGCAGCUCGGUGAGACGUUAAAUCCCGAACUGCAGAUCAUCACCAGCGUGUUCAACAAGGUCGUAUAUCGAGGGGACACCGCACCCGUGCGCUACCUGUCUCUGAAAAGUCUUCUACCGGACACCACCGGUUACAUGACUUACGAGGGCAGUACAACGCAUCCCGGUUGUUGGGAAACGGCGGUCUGGCUGAUCCUCAACAAACCAAUCUACAUCACGGCGCGAGAGCUGUACGCCCUGAGGAAAUUAAUGCAAGGCCCUUCCAGUACGCCGAAAGCGCCUCUCGGUAACAAUUCCAGACCGCUGCAGGGUCUUCAUUAUAGAACCGUGCGAACAAAUAUCGAUUUUGCCAAGCGGGGAAACGCCAAGUGCCCGUCGAUGGCGCAGGACAUGCAUUAUAGAGAUGACUUUUUCCUUCCAGCCAACACGUGGCGGGACGACGGAUCCCUAUCGCACAACGUAGUCUGAGGGCAUCCCGCGGCAGGACCACAAGAGAGGACUUUUCUUUAAAGGAAUGGAACGAAAUAAGUUCACAUGUGGUGCGAUAAAAAGAAGGAGAAGGAAGGAUGCUGAUGGAAAAAGCUAUAAUUUCUAACGGGAGAAUGAAGAAAUUGUGUCGUGGCUGUGUGAAAAAAAGAUAGAACGUAAAUUUUUGAAUAAGUAAGCCGACGCGAGAUGAGAAUACUCUUUAUUCUCAAAAUGGACACAGUUGUAAUGUAAUCCACUAUGUUAUGCAGAAGUUACAUGUACAUAAUUAUCUGCAAAUUAUAUAAUUACAUAUAAUUUGUAGAUAAGUUUGCCACACACCAAUCGAAUUUUGUUUCAUUCUCCGGAGUAGCGAGGACAAAGUUGCGUGUUGCUACAGCACUAACGUAAUUCUCGUAACACGAGUGAUCAAAGGAGCUUUAAGUGUCUUGUUGGGAUACAGAUUUUCGUUUAAUGCUGUUUGUAAGUUUACGCAUUGAAGAACUCUUAUAACAAGUUAUCAAGGAUG